Molecule: messenger RNA, 1738 nt
Organism: Drosophila elegans
Lineage: Eukaryota; Metazoa; Arthropoda; Insecta; Diptera; Drosophilidae
Gene: Sgsh
Product: N-sulphoglucosamine sulphohydrolase
Exons: 1
Coding region: 83-1657 (524 amino acids)
Molecular function (GO): arylsulfatase activity
Source: RefSeq, a predicted model, not a curated record
CCGGUGACGACGUUCAGUGAAUUGUCUUGUUCGUCAGGGUCUUUUAGAUUUUUUCUGGGACGUAAACCUGGAUUUGCUUGUCAUGCUGUUGCUGCAGUGGAUAGUUCCACUUUUAGUGAUUGGAGGAUGCUCCGCUGGGCCGCAGAACGUGCUCCUACUCCUGGCUGAUGAUGCUGGCUUCGAAUCGGGCGCCUAUCUGAACAAAUUCUGCCAGACGCCUCAUCUGGAUGCACUGGCCAAGCGUGGAUUGCUGUUCAACAACGCGUUUACUUCGGUGAGCAGUUGCAGUCCCAGUCGGGCACAAUUGCUCACUGGUCAGGCCAGUCACUCCAGUGGAAUGUACGGACUUCACCAGGGCGUUCACAACUUCAAUGUCUUGCCGGAGACCGGAUCGCUUCCGAAUGUGCUACGUACGCAAAGUGGCGGUGGGAUCUUUAGCGGCAUCAUUGGCAAGAAACACGUUGGAGCUGCUUUCAAUUUCCGUUUCGAUUUCGAGCAGACAGAGGAGCAGCAUUCGAUCAACCAGAUUGGCAGGAACAUCACUCGGAUGAAGGAGUACGCCAGGCAGUUCCUAAAGCAAGCAAAGGACGAGAAGAAGCCCUUUUUCCUAAUGGUGGGCUUCCAUGAUCCACAUCGUUGUGGCCACAUUACACCGCAGUUUGGCGAAUUCUGUGAGCGCUGGGGCAGUGGUGAGGAGGGAAUGGGCAGCAUUCCCGACUGGCAGCCCAUCUACUACGAUUGGCGCAAUCUGGAGGUGCCCGCUUGGCUGCCCGACACGGAUGUGGUGCGCCAGGAGUUGGCUGCGCAGUACAUGACCAUCUCCAGGUUGGAUCAGGGUGUGGGUGUGAUGCUCAAGGAACUGGAAAUGGCUGGUUUGGCAGAUCAAACCCUCGUGAUCUACACCUCCGAUAAUGGACCACCUUUUCCCGGGGGCAGAACUAAUCUCUACGAGCAUGGCAUACGCUCACCGCUGAUUAUUAGCUCUCCAAGGAAGGAGGAUCGCCAUCAUGAAACCACGGCAGCCAUGGUUAGUCUACUGGAUAUAUAUCCAAGUGUGCUGGAGGCUCUUGAGAUUCCCAAGCCGAAUGACACCAAGAUCGUGGGAAAAUCCAUACUGCCUGUUUUGAGAGAAGAACCUUCGAUUAAGGAGAGUGACUCGGUGUUUGGCAGCCACAGUUACCACGAGGUGACCAUGGCCUAUCCCAUGAGAAUGGUGCGGAACAGGCGCUAUAAGCUUAUCCACAACAUCAACUACUGGGCGGACUUUCCCAUCGACCAGGACUUCUACACCUCACCCACCUUCCAGCAGAUACUGAAUGCCACAAUCAGCAAGCAAUCCCUGCCCUGGUAUCGAUCCCUGCUGCAAUACUACCAGAGGCCCGAGUGGGAGCUGUACGACAUUAAGGCCGAUCCCUUGGAGCGAUUCAAUCUGGCAGAGAAGCCCAAGUACAAUGGCACCCUCAAGCAGCUGCGACAACAGCUCUUCGACUGGCAGGUGGCCACCAAGGAUCCCUGGAGAUGUGCCCCGCACGCAGUCCUACAGGAGCAGGGCAUCUUCAAGGAUCAGCCCGCCUGUCUGACUUUGGGCCACGAGGCACUGCAGCGAUCCAAGCGCAAAAUACUCAGCCAGUACGAAGAGUAUGUGGUCCUUUCCUAGGUCUGACCAGGUAAUUCUUAGAUAGUGUUUGUUGUCUUAUCGCACCUUGAAUAAAAACACUCUGCAGUGCUGAUAACACAA